UUCCUUUCUUUUCUUUUUCCAUGUUUGUUCUACCGUCAUUCUUGUUCGUUUCUUGUGGCCGAGAAUCUCAGUCCGGCUCAUUCCCCUCUCCUCGCGUCUCUUGAUCUCCAUCCGUCAUUCUUUGAGACGAGAAGGAGCAGCCAUGUCGCUCAGAUCUCUGUCGUUCCGAUCGUCGAAUGCAUCUUCUGGGAUGGGAGUGGCUGUCGAUAGCAAGAGCACUUUCCUGGAACUGAAGAGGAAGAAGGUGCAUCGCUAUGUGAUAUUCAUGAUCGAUGAAAAGAAAAAAGAGGUUGUGGUCGAGAAGACAGGUGGCCCGGGGGAGAGUUAUGAUGAUUUCACGGCAGCCCUGCCUGGGAACGAUUGCCGCUAUGCUGUGUAUGAUUUUGAUUUUGUGACUGAAGACAAUUGCCAGAAGAGCAAGAUAUUCUUUAUCUCAUGGUCUCCAUCUGUCUCCCGCAUCCGUUCUAAGAUGUUGUAUGCCACAUCCAAAGACAGAUUUCGCCAUGAGCUUGAUGGCGUCCAUUACGAGAUUCAGGCCACUGACCCUACAGAGAUGGAUCUCGAAGUUCUUAGAGACCGUGCUAAUUAGGCAUGUAGAACCCACAAAACUAACUUCAUCGAUCUCAAUGAAUAGCUGGGUUUCUGCCAACAGACGUCGUGUGGUGUCUUGUCCUGAGACAUCUGAUUAUGAGAACAUGUAUGGGAUCCUGAAUAAUAACUGUAGCUAAGAAGGCUGGUGGAAGAGAUGAACGCUACCUUAAUGACGCUUUUCAGUUAGAGAGAUGUGUUUGACUAAGAGUAGUUGAUAAAAGACCUGGGUGCUUUUAUGAAUCGGAAACAUCUUUAUGUACAACGUAACUUGGAGACCAUAUAAUAUAUUAAAAUUUCAUCUGCUCUCUUA
Molecule: messenger RNA, 901 nt
Organism: Phoenix dactylifera (date palm)
Lineage: Eukaryota; Viridiplantae; Streptophyta; Magnoliopsida; Arecales; Arecaceae
Product: actin-depolymerizing factor-like
Biological process (GO): actin filament depolymerization
Cellular component (GO): actin cytoskeleton
Molecular function (GO): actin binding
Source: RefSeq, a predicted model, not a curated record